GCGCUGCGAACCCUCCGCGCCACACGCGAGAACCGGGCUCGGGGAUCCCUUCCGGCCGCAAAGCGGGGGGCGCGGCCGGGCAGCCCAGCAGCUAGCGCCGCAGGCAGAGCGCCCAGACCCGGCCUGGCUUGUCCAUUAGCCCCGCCCCAGCCUUUACCCUCGGCCCUUGCAGCGGGCCCGGGCAGCGCCCUGUAGCGGGCCCCGCAGGAGCUCCCGGGCAGAGCGGCUCCCAGCGCGGAGCAUCCGCCCUGCUGUGAAAGCGACAGGCUCCCCGGGCUGUGUGCUAGAGCGGAGGUUGCACAGCCACACGCGCUUGGCUCUCAAUGCCGAGACCAAAGAUGCCUCAACAGAUCGGCCACACACAGCUUUUCCCACUAGAAACAGGAGCAGGGAGGAGACGGGGACAGCUGAAUGAAGCAAGAACACGGGAUACAGAAAGUCAACUGCUGGAAUACCCUGUUGGCCUGUACUGUGUAUCAUCAUUUUUACCCCGCUCUUUGGGUGAAGAUCCACAGACUGAGAUAUCAGUAUAUAUUCUUCCAUAGACCUGUACUGGACCCAACAGCUGGAUUUUAAUGAAAGCAACAAAAAAAAAAAUUCUGCCUAAUUUGUUUUGAAAGACAGCUCUACUGGUUCAGUGGCUUUUGAUUAAUAAGCGGGGUGUAGAACAGAAAAUAGAAGGGAAUAAAGUAUGAACGUUGGAAGAUGGGUUGUGGAAGAAGUAUUCCUGGAUAGCAGUCAAGUUCAGAAACUUUAUUUGCAUGACAAACUAUAGAAGUGUCAUCCAACUUAGCAAGGUAUACUGCAAGGAGCAAUUAGUUAAUAAUAAAGUAGCUAUUUCAUAUUUUGUGCUGUACCCAUCUCUCUCAAUCUAUGCUUUGUACUAUACUAUUGUACAAUAAAAUAUUUUUAUUAAAAGCAGCUAAUCCACCCAGCCUGCCAUGAUUCUCCAAAAUCCUAGUGUCAUCUAGUUUGUAUGAAGGAUCUCAUGCAAAAUAAGGCCAAAACCUAGGUGUUUGUAUCUCUGCAUGGGAGUAGUUCCAGUCUAUUGUAUGAGUCUAAUUGCAUCCAGAGACUUACAAGUUUUCAAGAUUGGGGUCUUAAAUGUUAUUGGUUUGCACUGUGUUAUGAGUGUAUGACUCAAAUUCAUUACUCAUCUGUUUUAGAAAGAUUUUUAAGGCAGCAUUUUUCUUAACCAUCAGGAAUAUGAUACAGGAUUUGGGCAGACUACGUCACCUGUUUUCUAAUGGAAUAUUAAGCCCUACAGAAAUCAGUCUGUUGUAACUUUUAACAUGGUGUUUUAUACAAAAGUCUGCAAGAUACACAUGGCCACGCAUACCAAAAUACAUUUAUUCUAUUACCUUGUACCAGAAAACUGUUUUCAAAAUUUUUGCAGCUGUAGGAGCUUUUCACUAGCACCCCCAUAGGGAUUUUCUCUGCCUCCUUUUCUAAUCCAUUGGUUUAUACAGGUGUCUAAUACAACUUUUCUAAACUGGUUAGGCGUGGGCAGGAUUUGCCAGGAAAAAAAAGCAAGAAAAAAAAACCAGACAGUGCAGUACAUCCACAUUGCCUCUAGGCGACAGCAGUAGUGACUACUUGCUACCCACCUCCUCCCGGUCCUGGAGACAGAGUGGAGCCCACUUGGAAGAUGAAGUCUGGCUAUCGGAGCUGAACAGACAGUAGCAGUUUUCUCGGGGCACUGACUACAAAUGGCCCUGGCUUUUUUCACCCCGAGCAUCCUCCAAGUGACUUGCAUGGUGCUGUUCCUUUUCCAUUCCAAGUCAGCGGCAGUGCAGUAUGUUCUGGAAAUCAACAACAAUGGCCCCAUCACAACGGGAGCUCAAGCUACAAUUCAUGCCAGAUUGAGUAUGAAGAAUUAUGAUGUUGUGUUCAUGAGUGACCUAAAAUCCUAUUAUUUUAACUGGAUUUUCACCCCUCUGACUUUGAUUGAGAAAUCAGAACAGCGAUUUAACUCCAUGAUUACAGUGACUGGUGAAUUUCCUGGGGAUUUUCCCAUUUUUGUCUGGGUAACUGAGACACGCUGCUGGUUAUGUCAGCCCAUCGCCAAAGGCUUCACUGUGCUUCAUGUUACAGAGUCAAUAGUAGGGAAUCUUACCAUGACACAAAUAGAAGACAGCAUGUAUGUGGAACCAGAUUCUAAUUCUGCCACAGACACUCUGACCCAGAUUUCUUUCUUUCUUCAUGAUCCGAGUAAUUACUUCAAGUUGUCAUCAUUCAUCUACAACUGGGAUUUUGGAGAUGGAACUCAACAAGUAACCAAAGAACCAGUUGUCUACUAUCAUUAUUCUACUAUGGGGCAUUGCAAGGUACAUCUCAAAGUUGUAGCUGAGUGGCAGCAAAUUGAGAGCGCCACACAAGAAAGAAAGAUUGUGCAGAAAACGGGAGAUUUCACCACCAAGUUGGAGUUGCUGGAUGCUGUUAAAAGUAUAAAUGUCAUAGGCUCCAGAGAAACUCACAUAAUGGAAAACUUAAAUUUAUCUCUACAUAUCAACGGCAGCCCUCCACUCACUUUAUGCUGGCUCAUAAAGGCUGAAUGUAUUCCACUUGAAGGGGAGAAGUGCCAUCUAGUGGCAAUUAAUGGCUCGUCUUACAAUUUGAACCAUACCUUUCAUAAUGCAGGAGAAUACUGUCUCAGCGUGAGAGUGGAGAAUGAUGUGAACAUGUUGCAGAUGUACCGUGAGAUUAAAGUAUGGUCAACAGGUAUUCACCCGGCUUUCUUCGCCUUGCCAUGUAUUGCUUUGAUUUCAGUGAUGCUGGGAUUUGUUAUAUACAUGACCCUCCGAAGCACCUCACAGCAGAAGGAUCUUGUCGAGGUUGCUGACUUUGAUUUUUCUCCUCUGUCUGACAAAAAUCUCUCGCCUUCUGAUUCUGAGUCAAGUUGUGGUCAAAUAUGCUGCAGAUCCUGUUUCCUUCAGCCACCUCAAGAAUAUUGGGAGACUAUCAGGGAGAGUCACAGACUCCUUCAUCCUUUAUACAAUCCAGUCAAAACUUACACAGUGUGAAGAACACAGCUUCAUUUGGUUACCUUAACUGCUGACCUUAACUUUUCUCUUAUGAUGAGCUAAAAGCCAAGUGCUGCAUGGAUGGUUUAUUUUUGCUGGUACAUCGAGAGAUUAACUACUUAUUAGGCCCAAUGCUAAAGAGUACUUCAUCAUGUAAUCUAAAGAGCCUGAAUCCCAAUAAAAGUGGCUUUGUAUAUUUGAAUUACUGUAGCGAGCACUG
Messenger RNA from Pelodiscus sinensis (Chinese soft-shelled turtle), 3243 nucleotides. It is a transcript of the gene TMEM130, whose product is annotated as transmembrane protein 130. The record is from RefSeq and is a predicted model, not a curated record. Lineage: Eukaryota; Metazoa; Chordata; Testudines; Trionychidae. Gene Ontology annotation, cellular component: plasma membrane.